This is a messenger RNA of Eruca vesicaria subsp. sativa (arugula), 213 nucleotides long. The record is from the annotation of a GenBank genome assembly. NCBI's taxonomy places the organism in Eukaryota, Viridiplantae, Streptophyta, Magnoliopsida, Brassicales, Brassicaceae.
AUGGCUAACAUGACGGUUCUUCACUCUGAUCUCCAGGCCGGACAUUCCUCCUCAACCGUCCAAGUCCGGCUGCUUCGCUUCUGGGAAGCCAGGAACUUCCGCCGUGGUGGAGAGCUCAUGGGCGUGGACAUGCUCCUCUUGGAUUCUCAGGCGACUGUCAUGUCAGCCACCGUGUGUUGCCACUUUCAGUCAACGAUGAGCUUUGGUAACUAG